AUGGCAGCCGUUCCGCUGCAUGCGGUUCAGACCCCCUCUAAGGUCCUCCUGCCGGGCUUUGUGAGGAAAGCGGUGCCGAUCUUUUUUGUGGUGAUGCAUGGCUUCUUGGCCCACAGCGGCGCCAUGAACUCUUUCGUUGUCAUCCUGCGCAACGCCAUCGACGCGCACAACCGCGCUGUGCUGGAAUCAAACGACCAGACGUCGGUGACGCUGCCGUUCCACAUCACCACGCUCGACGCGCGCAACCACGGUCUGUCGCCGCACACCUCAACACACAGCUCGGAGAACCUCGUGGAGGAUCUCAGCCACUACCUGGAACACGACUUUCCACGCACAGUGUCUCGUGUCUCAGAGGCGUGGAUGCGCGACAGCAGCGAUCACAGCCACGGCGACGUGGGUUGUCCGCGCGUCGUAGCGAUUGGCCAUAGCAUGGGCAGCAUUACAUGGACGCAAUACCUCAUGGACCGCUACCUCCCUUCUCUAGCGAACACCGGAAAAAUUCAAAGGCCGGAAUUAUCGUCCACUACAGCGACAUCGCCGUCGAACAAUGUCUCCGCUUCUGCUCAACCGUCUCUUGACGUGAAAGGGCUCGUAAGUCUCGACUUACCGCCUAUCGUGCGCUCAAACAUGACGGCGAAGCUGACCGGUGAGCUCAUCGGCAUCAUCGAGCAUAUGAAGGUUGUGAAUCUGAGCGCAAUCUCUGACCUCCGGAGUGGACACGAAGAGUUCUACCGCUGUGGCAUGCACGAUAUCCGCGUGCGGGGACUGUGUACGACGAACUUGGCACUUCAACGCGACCCCAACGAUCCCACGCGACGCGUUGCGAGUUGGAAGUGCAACGUGCCCGUGCUUGAGCACUCCAUCCGCUCUGGGGAGCUUUUCCUACCUGACUCAUACUACAAGCCAGCCGCAGGCGGAAAGGGCUCGGGUGGCACGCGUGAUUCACAGGAACAGAAGCAGAGGCGGCACCGGCUAGCGCUGGAGUAUCCCACGGUUGGCACGGUUCCAGUGUUGUCGGUGCUCGGAGAUGCCAGCCCAGUGGGAGGCGACCUGCAGUAUCAGCAGCUAUGGGAGCGCUACGCCGUGGACCUCCGGCAGCACUCCAUUCCGCAUGCGACGCACACGGUGUACUUCGACAAGCCCCACGAGACCGUGGAGCUUGUGAAGAACUUUUUGAAGGAAAUUCAUGUAGACCAGCCCCUGUGA
This is a messenger RNA of Leishmania mexicana MHOM/GT/2001/U1103, 1206 nucleotides long. RefSeq lists its product as hypothetical. The record is from RefSeq and is a predicted model, not a curated record. The transcript has a single exon. Bases 1 to 1206 code for a protein of 401 amino acids. NCBI's taxonomy places the organism in Eukaryota, Euglenozoa, Kinetoplastea, Trypanosomatida, Trypanosomatidae.